Messenger RNA from Caenorhabditis angaria, 995 nucleotides. NCBI's taxonomy places the organism in Eukaryota, Metazoa, Nematoda, Chromadorea, Rhabditida, Rhabditidae. The record is from the annotation of a GenBank genome assembly.
AUGACUACUAACAAAUCAAUCUCAAACAAUAACAAAGAAGUUUUUGCUACUCCAAAGUUCUACAUUCUUUGCGGAAUGGGCGGCUCAUUGGCAUGUGGUGGAACUCAUCUUUUUAUCACACCUUUAGAUAUUGUAAAAUGUCGAAUGCAAGUGGAUAAUGUAAAAUAUCCGGGAAUUGUGAAAGGAUUUCAGGUUACUGUUGCUGAAAAUGGAUGGAAAGGUAUUUUUUGAAAUUUUUAUUUCAUUUGUUUAUUUCAAGAAAUGCUAUUUCAGGAUUAAUGAGAGGAUGGGCACCAACUACGAUAGGUUAUUCAGCACAAGGAUUUGGAAAAUUCGGAUAUUAUGAGAUUUUUAAGAAUGUCUACGGUGGAAUGUUGAGCGAGGAGAAUGCUUACAUUUAUCGAUCGUAUGUUUAUCUUGUUGCUGCAGCUUCUGCUGAAUUUUUCGCCGAUCUUUUCUUGGCGCCUUUCGAAGCUUGUAAAGUUCGUAUGCAAACAUCAGAUAAUGCACCAGCGACAAUGAGAAAAUGUAUGCCAAUGAUUUACAAAACUGAAGGUAUUAAUGGAUUUUUCAAAGGAUUGCCACCACUUUGGUCAAGACAAAUACCGUAUACAACUGUGAAAUUUGUCUGUUUUGAGAGAAUUAUGGAAUGGAUGUAUCAAUAUGUUGUACCAAAACCAAGAAAUGAAUGCAGUAAAUCGGAACAAUUACUUGUCACAUUUUCUGCUGGUUAUUUGGCUGGUAUUCUUUGUGCUGUAGCUUCACAUCCACCUGAUACAAUCGUUUCGAAACUCAAUCAAAAUUCCCAAGCCACUUUAUCUGACAUGGUAAAACAAUUAGGAUGGCGUGGAAUGUGGGCGGGACUUGGAGCAAGAAUUAUUAUGAUUGGAACUAUUACUGCAUUGCAAUGGUUGACUUAUGAUUCUUGGAAGGUUUUGAUGAAUAUUCCAAGACCACCACCAGCACAAAUGCCUGAAUCUUUGAGAAAAAAUUGA